AUGGAGGUAGUGCCCGAUGUUGAUGGGCCGGGCGUGGGCGUGGGCGCAGAGAAAGCUGGGCCAGUCGUAGCGGUGGGCUCAGGAGAAGGGUCGUCCGGCCCAACAGGCUUAGGAGGUGUAGUGAAGAGGAGGGGGAGGGGGAGGGGGAGGGGGAGGGGUAGGGGCAGCCUAGGAAGUACGAUCGAUGGGGGCAGACUGGGCCUUCCGUCUGCAAUGUCUGAGACCCUGUUCUUGCCUUCUUGGGGUGACUUGCUGCAGCCACAGCAGGAUAUCGUUAGAAGGAUAGCGUUAUGUUUUCAGGGUCCUCGGUCAGUUUGUAUUAUUUCUGCUACUGGUGUGCUCUCCAGUGUUAUAAUUCGCCAUUUUGGUCCUUCUGGUUCUGUUAGACAAUAUGAUGGUCCCUUUCAGAUUUUGAACUUAACCGGAUCAUAUACAUCAUCUGAAAACGAAACCGGUGAUGUACAUCGCAUAGAUGGCAAGUUAAUGAUCACAUUGGCGAAGCCUAAUGGCGAAGUUUUUGCUGGUGUCGCGAGUACACUGAUUGCGGCCGAACCCAUACAACUCAUUGUUGGCAGUUUUAGGCAAAAUUCCAACGCGGCUGCAGCCAGAAUUCCUCGUGUUCCCAAAUUGGGAGGAGUUCCCGGUGCUCAUAUUUCUAAAAUGACUGAUGGUGAUGAUGAUACCUGCACAGCACCGGCAUCUACAUCCUUGGAAGCAGCCCAUGGAGGAGCCGAUUUGGGAGGAGUUCCCGGUGUUCAUAUUUCUAAAAUGACUGGUGGUGAUGAUGAUACCUGCAGAGCACCUACAUCUACAUCCUUGGAAGCAGUCCAUGGAGGAGCCGAUUUGGGAGGAGUUCCCGGUGUUCAUAUUUCUAAAAUGACUGGUGGUGAUCAUGAUGAUCAAUAG
Messenger RNA from Corylus avellana, 906 nucleotides. The record is from RefSeq and is a predicted model, not a curated record. NCBI's taxonomy places the organism in Eukaryota, Viridiplantae, Streptophyta, Magnoliopsida, Fagales, Betulaceae.